CCUCAUCAACAAUCAUUCAAGAUACACUCGAAUAAUUGAUCUAUGAUCAAUCCGCCUCAGCAAAAUGACAUCGUCAUCGGAAAUUGAAGACGGUGCCUCUAGGCCUCUCCUUGCCGAUCAAAGAGAUGAGCGGGAUGCUGAUGCUGGCUCAGCAGAUGGUGAUGCCCCGCCACCAGCUCCAGCUCGGGAUAGAGGCACAUUCACAAAGAACCUCGGCGCUCUCGAGGCUUUCGCUAUCAUUAUCAGUAUUGUUAUCGGUAGCGGCAUAUUUACCUCUCCCGGAUCUAUAGACACCAAUGUACCGUCUCCGGGUGCUGCCUUGAUUGUUUGGCUAAUUGGCGGUGUCCUUGCGUGGACUGGUGCCUCGACCAUGGCGGAGCUAGGAACGGCGAUUCCCGGCGAAGGCGGGGUGCAGCCGUAUCUUCAAUACAUAUUCGGAGAUGUCUUCGGCUUCCUAGCCGCUUGGACAUGGAUUGUGGCUGUCAUGCCUGCUACCCUCGCCAUUCUCAGUAUCGUGUUCGUCGAGAGCAUUUACUCCGCGAUGGGUGUAACCGACCAAGCUGGAAAAAUCGAACAUAAGCUAUUUUCUAUUCUCAUUCUAGUCGUCAUUAGUGUCGCCAAUUCUAUCAGUACUAAAGCCAGUACUCGUCUCAAUAACUUCUUUGUGGUUACCAAGUUCGUUAGUAUCGCGGGAAUCGUGAUAGCUGGAAUAGUAGUUGCCAUACUUCAGGCCAUCGACCCGGAAAGGGAUAUUGGAGGCCGAGACUGGUUCAAGAAGCCUUGGUUUCGCAAUCGGGAAGUUCUUAACCCCGACGGGAGCAAGACGGAUUGGAAUGAGCUCGGCGAAUGGGAGAUUAUUGGUCAUUAUUCUGCCGCGUUGUAUGGUGCAUUGUGGGCUUACUCUGGAUGGGAUAAGGCAAUUUAUGUCUCGGCUGAACUUCGAUCACCGGCGCGUCAACUUCCACUCGCCAUCAAUAGCGCCAUCCCGACGAUAAUACUGUGUUUUAUCACCGCGAACGCUGCCUACUACAUAUUACUUCCAUGGGACGUAGUCUCGACAACAGACAGUGUCGCUGUGACUGCUAUCACCCGUCUUCUAGGGCAAGGGUUUGGUAUUGCCGCCGCCGCUCUUAUCUGCCUAGUCGUCGCCGGCUCCCUUCUUGGUAAUUCGUUUGUUGCCGGUCGCAUGGCGGUCGCGGCAGCAAACAUGAACUGGUUUCCUCGUAUUUUUGCCUCUGUUGGCCAUAUCGGAUCGAAACCCAGAACGGAAGAUGAGCAGGGCUCUCCCAGUACGGCCCGAUCGGAUGCUCCCAUCAAUGCCAUCUUACUCUCAACCAUCCUUUCGGCCUUGUACAUCCUUCUUGGGAAUUUCCGUGCUCUCUUGACUUUCAAUGGGCUGGGCGAGUAUUCCUUCUUCUUUCUAACUGUUCUAGGCGCUAUUGUUCUUAGAUUUCGCGAACCAGAACUGCCACGACCAUAUAGACCACAUAUUCUGGUCCCGAUUGUAUUCGCCCUUGUCAGCGGGUUCGUGGUGAUUAGAGGUGCCAUUUUCGCGCCUGCGUUAGCACUGGUAGUUAUAGCUGUGUGGAUAAUUGGCCUUGUAUUCUACUUGGUUAGGAAACGAAUGGCUUUAAGGCAAGAAGAGUAGUUGAUGGGCAAUUCUAUGAUUUUACAAGGGCGCUUAUUUCUUCCUAGCCUAUUCGCGAGAGAUCGAUAGUUCGCGAUCCUCCCCCGUUGGAUUCAGCUGUAUUACAUAUCGUUCAUGAUCUCCUUCAUCCAUACUAUCGCCUACAAGGUCAUCUGUGUCGGCGUACUUCAAGACGAACUUGCGUCUUAAUGCCCGAACGCCCUUAUAGAUGGAGGGCGCCCCGAGCCCUUCCUUGUACCAUUUCCUAGCUACCUCCCCGCAAACUUUCCCGUCUUCAACCAUGCGGAUUUUCGUGUGGCCGACCAAACGGUUGGCUCUUUCGUUGAUAGGGCGCCGAAUUUCAUCUAUAAAUUCAAGGAGGAAUUUGUGAGCGAUGACAGCCUGCUCACCCUUGUUGAAGGGGAAGAACGGUGCAAUUGCGUCAAUACGGUUGGUGAUUGCAGGCUACAAAAUAGUCAAUAUGGUGUAAUGUGAGGCCUUUUCUAGUGUAAAAAAAUAAAA
This is a messenger RNA of Daldinia vernicosa, 2149 nucleotides long. RefSeq names its product amino acid transporter. Gene Ontology annotation, biological process: amino acid transmembrane transport. Bases 65 to 1648 code for a protein of 527 amino acids. NCBI's taxonomy places the organism in Eukaryota, Fungi, Ascomycota, Sordariomycetes, Xylariales, Hypoxylaceae. The record is from RefSeq and is a predicted model, not a curated record. The transcript is spliced from 4 exons. Gene Ontology annotation, molecular function: L-amino acid transmembrane transporter activity. Gene Ontology annotation, cellular component: membrane.